AUGACCGCAGAGGAUUGGGACAUCAGCACUCGCUCCAAAGUCACAGAUCUUGAUUUCUUCGUCAUCAUCUCCUCUGUAAACGGCAUAUUUGGCGGACGAGCACAAGCCAACUAUGCUGCUGGAAACACUUUCAAAGAUGCUCUUGCUCAUUUCCGGUUAGCGCAUGGACAAAAAUCAGUUUCCAUUGACUUGGGAAUGAUGCUGGGCGAAGGAGUUGUGGCAGAGAGUGAUUCACUGCUAGCAUCGAUGCGGCGUAUCGGACAUUUGAUGGAUAUCGAGUUACGGGAGCUACUCGCCUUGCUAGAAUACUAUUGCAAUCCGCAUUUGCCACUGCUUGGCGAUAUCGAUGCGCAAAUACUUGUUGGAAUCGAAAUGCCUUCUGCUGUUUUAGCAAAAGGGAUCGACCUUCACCAUUCGAUUCAUCGCCCGAUAUUCCGACAUUUAUUUCAAAUGUCAAUUCAAGACCCAGGCGCCGACGCCUAUCUACCGGGCGCGAUUAAAGUAGAUAGAGCUGCUGGCUUGAGGGAAGCAAAAUCCGAGGACGACGCGGUAAAUUUGGUCAUUGAAUGGUUCUCCGGUAAAGUUGCACAAAUAUUGGGCCUUUCUAAGGCAGAUAUCGAUUUGAAUAAGCCUGUGCACACCUACGGUAUCGAUUCGCUGGUUGCAAUGGAUUUGAAAAACUGGUUUAUGAAAGAAGUUGGUGCGGAGAUCACGGUUUUUCUGUUAUUGGGGAAUAUGUCGUUGCAAAACCUUUGCAUGAUGGCUACAGAGAAGAGUGUAUUCAGGCCUUCUUUGAAGUAA
Lachnellula hyalina is the source of this 801-nucleotide messenger RNA. It is a transcript of the gene ota1, whose product is annotated as Ochratoxin highly reducing polyketide synthase ota1. Gene Ontology annotation, biological process: fatty acid biosynthetic process; secondary metabolite biosynthetic process. The record is from RefSeq and is a predicted model, not a curated record. The transcript has 2 exons. Bases 1 to 801 code for a protein of 266 amino acids. Gene Ontology annotation, molecular function: phosphopantetheine binding; fatty acid synthase activity. Lineage: Eukaryota; Fungi; Ascomycota; Leotiomycetes; Helotiales; Lachnaceae.